Bombus pascuorum is the source of this 786-nucleotide messenger RNA. RefSeq lists its product as uncharacterized. Lineage: Eukaryota; Metazoa; Arthropoda; Insecta; Hymenoptera; Apidae. The transcript has 4 exons. Bases 167 to 649 code for a protein of 160 amino acids. The record is from RefSeq and is a predicted model, not a curated record. Gene Ontology annotation, biological process: mitochondrial electron transport, NADH to ubiquinone.
UGUAUAUCAUACUGACUGUCAUGUAAUGUAAUGCGCAUGCUUGUUAAAGAAAUCAAAGGUUAUAUUCAGUCGUAUAUAAUAUGAUAUAAUUUGCGGUUAACUUUCAUAGGAUAUAAGUAUAGUUUUUAAUAUAUUUCAACAAUUACUUUCAGUUAAUUUGUUUACAAUGGCAUCUUCACGUACUGGUGGUGUAAAACCAAUGAGUAUUGGUGGACGUUUAGUGCGCGAAAGAGAACGUUUGAUUGGUAUGACGGAAGAAGAACGUGCAUGGAGAAUUCGGUAUCUUAAAAGCCAGAUUCUUGCACCAGAAGAGCCAUUAGACACAAAGGAAUAUCGUAGGCAACUUUAUAAUCCACUUCGAAGAUUCUAUAGAGCACCUUUAGAUGUUUUUCAAAGAUUAUUAACUCCUGUUUUGGGUAGUAAUGGUGCAAUGGUUGUACGUUAUGUCACAGCAAAAUGUUUCAUGGGCAUUUUUAUGAUUUAUGGCGCAUGGUAUUACUUCAAAUAUAACACAAGCAAUUGGACACGACAAUCUGGUUGGGCAGUGAGACCCACACGUGACACAAGAUUUCCAGGAGAUAAAGAUUACAAAGGUCUUGAGAAACCAAAAACUUUUGCUACAUAUGGUUUUGAGAAUUCUCCCAUAUAAGAAUUAUUGUAAUUACUAUUAAGUAGUAUCUGAACAUAAUAAAAUAAUGAUUCAAGAUAUAUUGUAUGUUUUAUGUUUCUUUAUUAUAAUUUUUUAUUUAUUGUCCUUUCUUUAAAUAAAAUAUCUUGUUUAUUUCA